UUCCUCGAUCACCCAGAAAGGAAGAACGUUGCGUGAGCGGUGCAUGCAGACAUGGCGCCCCAGACCAGGGUUGUGUACACCAUCGGGACACUUGACACCAAGGAGGAGGAGAUCCUCUAUAUUGCAGAUGUCCUCAAGACGGCGCUGGCCACAAUGCAGGUUGCACAUGUGAAGGUGGCCAUCAUCGACGUUUCAGCAGGGCACGAGAGGCCCCCUAGCGUGGCAAUCACGCCGGCUGAGAUCAUCGGACGCCUUGAAUUGUUCAAGUAUCACCCCGAUGCAAGCAGGAGGGAUGCGUCGAAGUUGCCAAUGGACAGGUACCAGGCAGUGGCGGCAGUGGGAGAGGCACUUGAAGCAUUUUUGAAGGCAAAGCAUGAGGAGGGCCUCAUAGUGGGUUCGAUUGGGGCGGGUGGCAGUGGGGGCACCUCCCUCAUUGCCCCUGCUCUCAGGGCCCUCCCUGUGGGCGUGCCAAAGGCCAUCGUCUCAACAGUGGCGAGCGGCCACACUGCACCAUACGUUGAGGGUACAGACCUGGCGCUAUUCCCGUCGGUGGUGGAUGUUGCGGGCCUCAACAGCGUGUCCAGAGUAGUCCUCAGCAACGCAGCCUGGGCACUGGCUGGCAUGGUGGCGGGGCGUGUGGCGGCCGGCAGCACCCCCCCCAAGGACCCCAAGCCGACCAUCGGGCUGACCAUGUUUGGGGUGACGACCCCCUGCGUGGACGCCGUGCGGAAGCGGCUCGAGGCAGACGGGGCGGAGACCCUCGUGUUCCAUGCCACGGGGACGGGAGGCAAAGCGAUGGAGAAGCUCGUGAGCCAAGGACUAAUACAGGGCGUGAUCGAUGUGACCACCACUGAGGUGGCGGACUACCAGGUCGGAGGCGAGAUGCCGUGCGACCGGUACCGCUUCGAGGCGAGCAUCGAGAAGGGGAUCCCUCUGGUUGUCAGCGUGGGCGCGCUGGACAUGGUCAACUUUGGCGCAAAGGACACCGUGCCGGAGCAGUUCAAGCGACGCAAGCUCUACGUGCACAACCUGCAGGUCACCCUGAUGCGCACAAAUGCUGCCGAGAACCGUGCCUUCGCUCACGUGAUUGCCAACAAGUUGAACAAGUCGACCGCGCCCGUGACGAUCCUGCUCCCCGAGAAGGGCGUGUCCGCAUUGGACUCCCCCGGAAAGCCUUUCUACGAUCCGGAAGCAACGGGUUCCCUCUUUGACGAGCUGGAAAAGAGGGUCGUCCAGACGGACACGCGCAAGGUGAAGCGCCUGCCGUACCACAUCAACGACCCCCGCUUCGCCGCCGGCCUCGUGGAUGCCUACUACGACAUUGCGGGCUCCCCCAAGAAGGAGGACGACGGCUUCUCCUUCGCGUCCCUGGGGGGAGACUCCGGCCCCGCACCCGAACCCCUGGCGCAGUUCCCCAAGACACUUGCCCCCCCGAAACGAAACCGGGCGCCCCUUGACCUGAACACGCUGAGAGGAAGGGUGUUGCAAAAGUUGAGAGACGUGGUGGACGAGGGGCUGCCGAUCAUAGGGGCGGGGGCGGGGACCGGGUUGAGCGCCAAGAUGGAGGAGGCCGGGGGGGCAGACAUGAUCAUCAUCUACAACAGCGGUCGCUUCCGGAUGGGCGGGAGGGGUUCGUUGUCGGGGCUGAUGCCGUACAAGGACGCGAACGCAGUUGUGGUGGAGAUGGCGGACGAAGUGCUGCCGAUUGUGAAGUCGGCGCCGGUACUGGCGGGCGUGUGUGCAACGGAUCCGUUCCGGCGGAUGGACAAGUUCCUGGAGCAGCUGCAGGGGAUGGGCUUCGCGGGCGUGCAGAACUUCCCCACCGUCGGCCUCAUCGACGGCACCUUCCGCCAGAACCUGGAGGAGACCGGCAUGGGCUUCGGGCUGGAGGUGGACAUGAUUGCGCGCGCGCACAAGAUGGGCCUGCUCACCACGCCGUACGCGUUCGACGAGGAGCAGGCCAGGGCCAUGGCCGAGGCGGGCGCAGAUAUCGUGGUGGCUCACAUGGGGUUGACUACGGCGGGUUCCAUUGGCGCCAAGACCGCCGUGACGCUAGAGCAGAGCGUAAAACGGGUACAGGCCAUCAGCGAUGCCGCGCGAGACGUCAACCCGGACAUUCUCGUGCUCUGCCACGGGGGUCCUAUCAGCAAGGUUGAGGAUGCCAAGUAUGUCCUGCGGUUGACGCAUGACGUCCACGGCUUUUACGGGGCGUCCUCUAUGGAGAGGUUGCCGGUGGAGACGGCAAUUGCCGACUGUGUAAAGUUGUACAAAGGGAUCACCCUGUACGAUUCGGACGAGGAAUCUAACCAUGUAUGAUAUUGUCAAGGUCAAGGUCAGAUGAGUUGCAACUGUAGAGAUAGGCCCGAAAGCGAGGUGCCUUUUGUGUCCGCAUGCCGUCUUACUGUGUCACCCGUUGAGAAGCACGCGAGUAAGCCGCCAGCAAAGCUUGUAUCAGUAGACACCAGAGGUUUAGAAAGAAAGAUAGAUUUCACUCGUCAGUUGAUGAGCCAAAUAAGGGAGAGCGAAUGAGUCCUUGCGAGCCUUCAAAGUUAGUGCACCAGGAUGAGUCUUCGUAGAACUCAUGGUGAAGCGUUACUUACAAAUGCAACAUCGUGACUCCAAAGAGAUCAGCUAAUCAUAGCCUCUUGCAAAUUCUUGGAUGCCCAC
Messenger RNA from Klebsormidium nitens, 2667 nucleotides. Lineage: Eukaryota; Viridiplantae; Streptophyta; Klebsormidiophyceae; Klebsormidiales; Klebsormidiaceae. The record is from the annotation of a GenBank genome assembly.